This is a messenger RNA of Exophiala spinifera, 783 nucleotides long. RefSeq lists its product as uncharacterized. Lineage: Eukaryota; Fungi; Ascomycota; Eurotiomycetes; Chaetothyriales; Herpotrichiellaceae. Gene Ontology annotation, molecular function: adenyl-nucleotide exchange factor activity; protein homodimerization activity; protein-folding chaperone binding. Gene Ontology annotation, biological process: protein folding; protein import into mitochondrial matrix. The coding region runs from base 1 to 783 and encodes 260 amino acids. Gene Ontology annotation, cellular component: PAM complex, Tim23 associated import motor. The record is from RefSeq and is a predicted model, not a curated record. The transcript is spliced from 2 exons.
AUGUUCCGUAAACAGAUCCUGCGACAAUCUCGCUCCAUUUCAGAGGCUCUAAUAGCACCGUCUCAAGUACGACGCUCGCCAUUCUCUUCCGCCCCCUUUGCAUCUCCUCGACCCUGCCUACCGGCGUCAUACUCCUUCAGAACAGGCCGGAGAUGGCAGUCGACGGACGCGGACAAGAAAGCCGAUAAAGAAUCCGAAGAAACAAAAACACCCGAGACCAAAGAAGACCCGGCGAAGCAGGAACUAGAGAAGGCAAAGAAGGAAAUCAUUGACUUGAAGGACAAAUACCUCCGAUCUGUCGCCGACUACCGCAACCUGCAAGAACGGACGAAACGAGAGACCGAGUCCGCGAAGCAGUUCGCCCUGCAGCGCUUCGCCACAGACCUCCUUGACUCGAUAGACAACCUCGACCGGGCUCUGACAGCCGUGCCGAAAGAAGCUCUCGCGAACGCCACGACGUCAAACACGUCCUCAUCCGACGCCAAUGCCGCCGCGGCGUCGGAGUCGACCUCGGAAGCAGCCAAGCAUCUGACCGACCUGCACGCCGGUCUCAUGAUGACGGAAGGCAUUCUCAUGUCCACGUUGAAGAAGCAUGGCAUCGAACGAUUCGACCCUCUCGAGGGCGAGGGGCGGAAAUUCGACCCCAACACCGACGAGGCGACCUUCUUCGCCAAGGUCGAAGGCAAGCAGGACGGCGAGGUCUUCUUCACUCAGAGCAAAGGCUACAAAUUGAACGGCCGAGUCCUAAGAGCCGCAAAAGUCGGCGUUGUCAAGAACUCAUGA